UGUAUAAAUGGCUGCAUUUGGGUCAACAUCGGCAUAAAUUUGGGAGCUUUUUUGGCAAAAGUGGAAAAAAUUAGGGAAUAAUUUUUUGUUAAUUGUCUUAAAAUGACGAGCGGUGGGAGGUGGCUGAUUUUUGGUGGUUUGUUUUUGGUGGUUUUUGCCGUUUCGGGUAAAAAUGUUCCUGUGGGCGGAGAAUCGCCAAGAUUAUCGGCAUUCCAGGAAAGUACAAAAACGAUCGGCAUCCUUGCUGCCCCCCAGGAAUCCAAAGUGACCAUCACCGUCGGUGAGAAGACGGGAUUCGCCUACACGCUAAACGGCUAUACCCAAUCGCCCUACAAAAUCGCCGUGUCGGGCGAAUACUUCAACGACCCGGUCGCCCACGACGGGUACGUCCGCCUCUACCUCGUCGUCGACACGGGCAUCGCGUACUACUCGCUCCGUCCGAGCGGCAACAUUCUCGACGUCUACGUCCAAAACGGGUAUCGGGCCGAGUUCUACUUUGAAAUCUUGUGUCCCUAUCCGGUCCGCGCGUAUGAUUUGUGGGAAGGACAAAUCAACGCGACCGCCGUGCUGGUCACGGGACCCUCGAGUUCCGCGGUGCGACGAAGUGGGGUGAGAAGCUCGAUAGAUUUUGUGAACUUGGGGGGCAAGGGGGACGUGGUGGAGGACGUUAAGGAGACGAUUUGAGUUGGCAUGGCAACGAAUUCGUUUAAAAUCGGAAUUAUUUAUGUAUUUAAUUGGAUUUGAGUUGUCAUGGCGACGAAUUGGACGUCGUGUUCGUAAAGGGUGCGAUUUAGUUUAAAACUUUAAUUAUGCAUUUAUUUAUUUAUUUAAAUGGAUUUGAGUCGUCAUGGCAACGAAUUGGUUUAAAAUCUGAAUUAUUUAUGUAUUUAAUUGAAUUUGAGUUGUCAUGGCGACGAAUUGGACGUCGUGCUCGUAAUUUAGCUUAAAAUUUGAAUUAUGCAUUUAUUUAUUUAAAUGGAUUUGAGUCGUCAUGGCAGCGAAUUAAAUAAAUCAAGGUCAUCCCCGUAAAGGGUGCGAUUUAGUGUAAAAUUUAAAUUAUUUAUUUAUUUGAACCUUGAAUAAAUCAAUCCAGUUGGAAUGGCAA
Messenger RNA from Folsomia candida, 1105 nucleotides. RefSeq lists its product as uncharacterized. Lineage: Eukaryota; Metazoa; Arthropoda; Collembola; Entomobryomorpha; Isotomidae. The coding region runs from base 103 to 684 and encodes 193 amino acids. The transcript has 2 exons. The record is from RefSeq and is a predicted model, not a curated record.